UGCAGUCAAGAGUUCAUUACAUUAGAAUGAACUCUUGGUACCUGCGCUGCAUGGAGUAAUUAAAAAAGUUAACACUAUGGAUUCUAAUUGGACAUGGAUUGCAGAGAAUGCCCCGCUCCUGGCUGCUUACUUGCCACUCAUUACUGCUCUACUAGUGAUUGUAGUCACGCUACUGGGAGUUCAAAGACUCCUAGUGAUCCUCACCAGGACAACUGGCUCAACACCUCCUGCCAAGAACACCACACGCUUCGAUAAAGGCGAACAUCCUCUCUCUGAAUUCGAUGAAGAAUUACCCGAUGAGUCUACAGCACCACCUCUGCACUCAGCCGAUACUCUACACAUUCCGUAUUGCCCCGAGCGAUUAUCAGAAGCUGAAAUGCUGUCUCGCUCAAAAGCUUACUAUGAAGAGAUGAAUAAACGUCGCUCUGUGCGUGAGUUCAGCACUGAUCCAGUCCCGUUGGAAGUGAUCGAGAAUAUCGUUAGGAUGGCAGGGACUUCCCCCUCUGGGGCCCACUGUGAGCCGUGGACUUUUGUGGUCGUCAAAGAUUCGAAGAUUAAAUCACAGAUCAGAGAAAUUGUUGAACAAGAAGAGUAUACGAAUUACGAUAGGAGAAUGGGUGACAAAUGGGUGUCUGAUUUGAAAUUUCUCAAUACUGAUCACGACAAGCAGUACCUUGAAGAAGCUCCUUAUCUGAUCAUUGUUAUGAAGCAACAAUAUCACCUAGGAGACAACGGUGUGCGAUACUCUCACUACUACUACGAAAUCAGCACAGCCAUUGCAGCAGGAUUCCUCUUAACGGCUAUACACAACGCUGGACUUGUUACAGUGACAACCACCCCACUGAAUGCAGGUGGUGCCCUGAGGGACCUGCUGGGUAGGCCUGCCAACGAGAAAGUGAUGUUGUUGCUACCUGUUGGAUACCCAGCUGGUGAUGCAAAGGUUCCUGGAGUGACGAGAAAGCCACUUGAAGAAAUAAUGGCUCUGAAAUGAACACAACACCAUAAUUUUGUUUUGCAGGUAUAAUAAAAAUUAAUUGAGUUUGUAAACAUGUAAGACGACUUUUUCCAAUAGUAAUGUUAAUUUUGUUUGGACAUAACAUUUUUUUUAUAAGGUUUGAGCGUAGAUUGAAUAGUAUUGGGACCAGUCUGAUACUGUAUCCUGAGAUCCUUGUAAUUGUCUGUGAAGCCUAUUUGAGUUCCAUGCAUUAUCAUUAAAAAGUUUAAA
Molecule: messenger RNA, 1225 nt
Organism: Halichondria panicea
Lineage: Eukaryota; Metazoa; Porifera; Demospongiae; Suberitida; Halichondriidae
Product: iodotyrosine deiodinase-like
Exons: 1
Coding region: 77-991 (304 amino acids)
Cellular component (GO): plasma membrane
Molecular function (GO): oxidoreductase activity
Source: RefSeq, a predicted model, not a curated record